AUGGAACACACUGCUGUUUUUCGAAUUUUGGCAAAUGCAAAUCUGGUAAAACAGUAUCUAAAAUUGUUUCAGCAGAAUGGGGUUGAUGAUGAAACCAUAACUGAGCUGAAUGAAAAUCAUCUUGAAGAAAUGGGAAUUUUCAAUAAAGCGCAUAGAGAUCUUAUCCUACAAUGUAGAGAUAAUCUCUCAAAUGAAGAAUUCCCUAUAAACACUCAAUUGGAAGAAGAGAAAAAAGAAACUCAUGGUCCCCAAAACCCUAUCACAAUUGCGAUGCUGCUUAAAUCAAGCAAUGUGAGCACCAGAUCAAAAGCUCUGUCUAAUGAUAAUUUUCUUAGAAAACUCAUAAUGGCUGAGUUGUCUGAUAAAAAUAUCGACAGCAUACAAUGUCUCGACAACUGUCCCCGAUUGCAAGUUUUAUAUUUGAACAGCAAUAAAAUAAACGCAAUUGAAAAUAUUGAAAUGCUAUCAAGCUUAAGAAUUUUGUCAUUAGAAAAUAAUUUGAUCUCACGAUUAUCAGGUCUCUCAAAUCUUAGCCAUUUAGAGAAGCUUCAUUUGGAUAGAAAUUGCAUUCAAAAAAUUGAAGGCUUAGAAAAUUUAAAUGAAUUAACAGAACUUCAUUGUAAUCGACAGAACAUUAGAGUUCCUUUAGAAUUUGACGAAAAUUCAAUAGUCGGGAUUUCUCCUAAUUUGAGAAUUUUGUCGCUGUGUGGAAAUAAAAUAGAAGAUAUUUCUUUACUGUGAUACCUUGAUAAAGCUGAAGAAAUAGACCUUUCUGAAAACCAAAUUCAGAUGGGAGAAGAUUUUAUUAAAGCUUUAAGCUGCAUGAAUUAUUUAAAAAUUUUGAAUUUGUCUGGGAAUCCGAUUGUUAGGAGGCCAAAGUAUAGAGAUGAAGUAAUUUUGUCGAAUUACUCAAUACAAGAGUUGGAUGGAAAGACAAUUCUUGGUAAUGAAAGAGAGUAUUUGUUGAGGCUUCAUGGAAAAGGAAGAGCACCAGUGAAGAAAGAGACUAAAAAAGGGAUUGAUUUAGCUGUGGUUGGGAAUCGAUUCAAUAAAAAUAAAUAA
Molecule: messenger RNA, 1062 nt
Organism: Blepharisma stoltei
Lineage: Eukaryota; Ciliophora; Heterotrichea; Heterotrichida; Blepharismidae
Source: the annotation of a GenBank genome assembly